Messenger RNA from Salmo salar (Atlantic salmon), 2787 nucleotides. NCBI's taxonomy places the organism in Eukaryota, Metazoa, Chordata, Actinopteri, Salmoniformes, Salmonidae. The record is from RefSeq and is a predicted model, not a curated record.
GUCAGGAAACUUGGCGGACUGAAAAAAGAAUACAUUUUCUGCGACCUACGAGUCCCGACCCAGUUUCAAACCACCAAGGCAGACGACAUCAACCUUGUCAUCCUCACAGGUCACGGGGUGUUCUGCAUCGAUGUGAAGCCCUGGAGAGGAACGGUGUCUUCCCAGCAGCAGAACUGGCAUGUUCAGCUCAAAGAACAGGACCACGACUUUACCAACACCUCUAUAGAACAGGUGGCAGACCCUCUUGAGGCCAUCAUGACCAAGACAGCUAACCUGUGGCAGUACCUGAGGAGGAGCGGCAUAUCGGUGCGUCAGGAGCUCUUCCUUCCCAGGCUAGUCUUCCUCGCCCCAGACUGCCAGCUGGAUGAAGAGUUGAGGAAGAGGAGGGAGCUGGUCUCCCACAGUCAAAUAGAUGCGUUCCUCCGCUCCUUCAGAGAGGGUUAUGUAGCCUGGAUAUCAGACGCACUGACUCCUGCCUGGCUGUCUGGUCACCUGUCGUACCGUCAGAUAGGGGAGCUGAAACAAGUGGUGAGGAAAAUGGGGACCUGGGACCUCGUCAGACUACAGGGAGGAGAGCAGCUCAAGGGAGACUUCCGGAGCUGUCCUUACAUCGCUCUAAACCGCCAGGAGACGGACACCAUGGAAUUCUUUAAGAUCAAAACGCUGUCUGCUAAUUCACUGUGGGCUCUGCUGGGACACGCCCCUCAGGUAACGGUGAAGAUGUAUCGACGUGGAGCUCCAGGCUGGCUGGGAAAGCCCCUGACGUCCACCAGCACCAUCCCUCACAACACGCACGUCAUCUUCAGGAUCAACGGAGAGGAAACGGAUGCCAGGAUCCCUGCUAACGCCAUCCAAAGCAUUACACUCAGCAUAUGACCUUUUAACCCUGGUUACGGCCCACCAGGUACCCUAUAUAGUACACUACUUUUAGUGCGCUGGUAUAUGGAAUAGGGUGCCAUAUUUUGGGAUACAUCACAGACAGUGGAUCUGUAUGAGAAACUAGCCUGUUCUCCACAGUCUGCAGGUUUUAGGUGUGUGUGUGUGUGCAGUUUUCUAAACUACCAGGUUGGGUAUCUGUUGAAUCAGUCACUAUUUAAACUAAUUUACCCAACUCGUUAUUUGGGCCCUUUAAGACCAGAAGGGCAAAAGAAGUCAAGGGGAUUGUUGAUAACUGAAGGACCCUGUAGUGAGGCUUCAGGGAUCUCCUUCUAUACUAGCUAUCACACAACAAUGAAAAAAAAAUAUAUAUAUAUAUAUCUGCUGUUUUUAGUUAUUUAUAAGAGUACCUUUUUAGCACAUAGAUCACUUAGUUGUGCUCCACAGCAUCCUGCAGGCUACCAAAACGUCCCUUAACCACAGCUACGCAGCAUCCUGCAGGCUACUAAACGUCCCUUAACCACAGCUACAAAGCAUCCUGCAGGCUACCAAACGUCCCUUAACCACAGCUACACUUGUCACCCUGUAAGUCAAACCAUUGUUAUGCUGAAAAUCUGUUUCAUAAUCAGCACUUAGCCUAAUGUAAACUCUCCCGUUCGCAAACCGACUCGACUCGCCUUGUUUCAUCCGCAGUGGCCUGUCAUACUCAACGACAAUAUUAUGUUAAUGAAGAUGGUUCAGAACAAUUAGCCUGAUUAACUUCCUGUUUUUGAAUGAUAAUUCUAGUGUUUGGCCCCUGCCACUAACGUAGACAUUAACUAGCUGUUAUGUCGGUCGGUUUGAUUGUCACCACUACAUGGUUCAGCUGCGGAGUGUCUACCAAACGUGCUAAUUGUUAGUUAAAAACCGCUGGCCCCUUAGUGUUAACGAGGGCUGGGGAAGGUACCUGCAUUACUGGCUGUAUUGGUUGGAUGGCGUGUGAUAAGGUCUGUUUUUCCUGAGUUUCUGUACGUUUUUCUUAUUAAUAUCCUCUUCUCUCUGGCAAGAUGAUCUUCCAAGAGCUCACGUGUUCAGACCAAACCUGGGUUCAAAUACUAUUUAAAAUCAUUUUCAAUAAUUUAGCUGUGCUUUAUUGAGCAUGCCUGUUUCAAUAGAAAAGUCCCAAAAGUACAAACCUGGCACUCCAGGCAGGCUUAAGCAAAUGCUUGAAGUAUUUGAAAGAUUGCAUAUAUAUAAUACCUACUCUCUAUUCUCAGUGAAACCGUGGUUGCCUUGGGGCAGCCAUUUUUCCAAGACAUUGUUCAUUGUUUUUUUUGUUUUUUUUCCUAUGGGUGUGCAUUCAAAAUGGAUGUAUAUGUGUUUAUAUGUAACUAUACCCAUGUCUUACGUUCUGAACGUGUUUAUAUGCAACUAUACCCAUGUCUUACGUUCUGAACGUGUUUAUAUGCAACUAUACCCAUGUCUUACGUUCUGAACGUGUUUAUAUGCAACUAUACCCAUGUCUUACGUUCUGAACGUGUCGUUGGACUUGAUAUGUGCUCUCCUACUCAAUGGUUUGUUCUCAGGAAAAUGUAUCUUUUUGAGACCACUAUGCUCCAACUAGUUUUACAAAGACGGUAGGCCUGCUGUGGGACUCUAAAAGUAGAUCUACAGUAGGCCUGCUGUGGGACUCUAAAAGUAGAUCUACAGUAGGUUUACGGAUUAUACUGAACAUUUUAAAACAAGUCUUGACAAUACUACAAGCAACUAUACCAUUUGUAUUCAAAGGCAUAAUUAAGCCAUACUCUGCAUGCUUAUUUUACCAUUUAUAUAUAAUUUUUUAAUAGAGAUCUUUAGUGAUUUAUUAAAUGAGCUAUUCAAAUGUUUGUACUACUUGAUGUUUUUAAAAAUAAAAUGGUGUCAAAAAUCUAA